AUGUAAUCCGACCCGAAAACUCCAAAGUCCGAACCCAAUAAGUCCAUGACGGAGCCAAUCUGGCUGGUCAAAACCAACUUUCAAAUCAAGAAUGACAAACGUUUACCGCCUAAGAACUCCUCUUCAUCACCUUCAAUUCAAACUUUCAAGACUCUCCAAUGUAUCACACUUACAAAACAAAAACAGGCUUUUUUCAAGCUUUAUAGAAGGAACCAAAACCUCUAUUAUUUCCUACACAAAGCUUCUUUCACAGCUUUCCCAAACUAAGUCUUUAACCCCAGGUUUUCAAAUCCAAGCCCAUUUAACUAAACUUGGAUUAACCAAUGAUUCUAAACAUAGGAACCAUUUAGUUAAUUUGUACUCUAAAUGUGGUGUUUUUCACUAUGCAUGGAAACUGCUUGAUGAAAGUCCUGAACCAGAUUUAGUUUCUUGGUCAUCUUUGAUUUCUGGUUAUACAAAGAAUGGUUUUGGUAAAGAUGCUAUUUGGGCUUUCAUAAAAAUGCAUUCUUUAGGUCUUAAAUGUAAUGAAUUCACUUUUCCUAGUGUUCUUAAGGCAUGUUCUAUUGAGAAAGAACUCUUUUUGGGUAAGCAACUUCAUGGGGUUGUUGUGGUUACGGGUUUCGAUACUGAUGUUUUCGUCGCGAAUACUUUGGUUGUUAUGUACGCGAAAUGUGGGGACCUUGUAGAUUCUAGGAUGUUGUUUGACGAAAUCCCCGAAAGAAAUGUUGUUUCUUGGAAUGCUUUGUUUUCUUGUUACACACAAAAUGAUUUUUUUAGUGAGGCGAUGUGUAUGUUUCGUGACAUGAUUGGUAGUGGAGUUAGGCCUGAUGAAUAUAGCUUAUCUAACAUACUGAAUGCUUGUACUGGGUUAGGAGAUAUUGUUGAAGGAAAGAAAAUUCACGGAUAUUUGGUGAAGCUCGGGUAUGAAUCUGAUCCUUUCUCAUCGAAUGCACUUGUCGACAUGUAUGCAAAAGGGGGAGAUCUUAAGGAUGCCGUUACUGUUUUUGAGGGAAUUGUGGUACCAGACAUUGUUUCGUGGAAUGCUAUUAUUGCUGGUUGUGUUCUUCAUGAAUGUCAAUGCCAGGCUAUAGAUAUGUUGAAUCAGAUGAGAAGGUCAGGAAUUUGGCCAAAUAUGUUCACAUUAUCGAGUGCUCUUAAGGCUUGUGCUGCACUCGAGCUCCCUGAGUUGGGUAAAGGGUUACACUCUCUUUUGAUAAAGAAAGAUAUCAUAUUGGAUCCAUUUGUGAGUGUUGGUCUUAUUGAUAUGUAUUGCAAGUGUGAUUUAACCAAGGAAGCGAGGUUGAUCUAUGAUCUGAUGCCCGGGAAGGACUUAAUCGCGUUGAAUGCUAUGAUCUCUGGUUACUCGCAGAAUGAGGCAGAUGAUGCGUGUCUAGACCUUUUUAUUCAGACAUUCAACCAAGGAAUUGGAUUUGAUCAGACAACUUUACUUGCGAUCCUCAACUCUGCUGCAGGCUUGCAGGCUGCCAACGUCUGCAAACAAGUCCAUGCACUCUCUGUGAAGUCGGGAUUUCUUUGUGACACCUUCGUCAUAAACAGUCUUGUUGAUUCUUAUGGAAAAUGUAACCAGCUGGAUGAUGCAGCUAGAAUUUUUGACGAGUGCCCUAUUCUGGAUUUGCCCUCUUUUACCUCUCUCAUAACAGCUUAUGCUCUACUUGGUCAAGGUGAAGAAGCAAUGAAACUUUAUCAGAAGUUACAGGACAUGGGCCUCAAGCCAGACUCAUUUGUUUGCAGUUCUCUUCUAAAUGCAUGUGCAAAUCUAUCAGCGUACGAACAGGGGAAACAAAUGCAUGCUCAUGUGUUGAAAUUUGGGUUCAUGUCAGAUGUGUUUGCUGGUAACUCUCUAGUUAACAUGUAUGCCAAGUGUGGAAGUAUAGAGGAUGCUAGCGGUGCUUUCCGUGAGGUUCCUAAGAAAGGUGUUGUUUCAUGGUCCGCAAUGAUCGGAGGACUAGCCCAACAUGGUCACGCGAAAGAGGCGCUUCAUUUAUUUGGUGAGAUGUUGAAAGAUAGUGUAUCUCCAAAUCACAUAACAUUAGUUAGUGUCCUUUAUGCAUGUAACCAUGCUGGCUUAGUUGCAGAGGCCAAGAAGUAUUUCGAAACAAUGAAAGACUCGUUUGGUAUUGAACCAACUCAAGAGCAUUAUGCAUGCAUGAUUGAUGUCCUGGGCCGAGCAGGGAAGUUAGAUGAUGCUAUUGAUCUCGUAAAUAAGAUGCCUUUUGAAGCCAAUGCAUCUGUCUGGGGUGCACUUCUUGGUGCUGCAAGAAUCCACAAGAAUGUAGAGGUAGGGCAACAUGCUGCUGAGAUGCUUUUUGAUCUUCAACCAGAGAAGUCUGGUACUCACGUUCUUCUUGCAAAUAUUUAUGCAUCAGUUGGGUUGUGGGGAGAUGUCGCAAAAGUAAGAAGACUCAUGAAGGACAGUAGAGUAAAAAAGGAACCUGGUAUGAGUUGGAUUGAAGUCAAAGAUAGUGUUCACACAUUUAUAGUUGGAGACAGAAAUCACUUGCGAAGUGAUGAAAUAUAUGCCAAACUGGAGGAGUUGGGACAGCUAAUGGCUAAAGCUGGUUAUGUUCCUAUGGUAGAUACUGAUCUGCACGAUGUAGAGAAGAGACAAAAGGAGAUUCUUCUCUCCUAUCAUAGUGAGAAACUAGCUGUUGCAUUUGGGCUGAUUGCUACACCUCCUGGUGCUCCUAUUAGAGUGAAGAAGAACCUUCGGAUUUGCUUGGACUGCCAUACAGCAUUCAAGUUCAUUUGUAAAAUUGUCUCUAGGGAGAUCAUUAUUAGAGAUAUUAACCGGUUCCACCAUUUCAAAGGCGGAUCUUGUUCAUGUGGUGAUUACUGGUGAUACUUGAAGGCAUACCACAGUCUAUCUGGCUGCUAGGUGAUACUUGAAGGUGUACCACUGUCUAUCUGGUCACAAGAUCUUGCUAAUGAGCAAGUCUGCAAAUAUUAAUUCCUUUGAAGCUGAUAAUAGAAUGGCGCUGUUCCUUGUGUGGGUGAGGACUUGCUGAUUGACUAUGCUGACUGGGAGGGACCCAAGUGAUCAUAGAGCUGGAGUGUUGCUCCAGCUGACUUUGUUUUGUGGACCUAAUGGUAUAGGAGACCUUGUCCCAGGCUUUUCAGUUUCGUGAUUGGCUUCAUCUUGCUGGUUGCUCCAUUUGGCUGGUUCAACUUCAAUUGCUCUUUUUUUAUUUCUUGGAAGAUAUUAUACUUAUUGUACUUUUCUGUACUAAUAUUGGCCAUAAGUAAUUAAAAGAAGAGAGAAAAAAAAAACACUUUCCGUCUGGUUGUGACAUUGUGGUUGCAAGCUUGUAAUUCUAUAAUGGUUACUGUGCCAGCAUAACUUUUUUAUGUCAAUAGUUUUUUACCUCUUUUUUAUGGUAGCAAGGAACAUACAUAGUUCUAAGAAUUUUUCGGGUGAGAGCUCUAAAUGCUCUGUUCAUUUCGAUGGAUUAAAAAGCCAAGUAGCAAGAGACCUGAGACGGGGUCUUAUAUCAUGAUAGUUAUAGUGACAUUCUGUCUGCUUUUUCUUUCCCAUAAAGUUAAUACAGUUGCAAAUCUGCAAUUUUGCUCUCGGACUUUGUCUUAUUUUAAUUUUAUCAGGGUAGAGGCCGAGUCAUUGAGACAUUUGUCAGCUAAGUAUUGUCCACUGUUGCCUCCGCCUAGGUUUGCUAUUGCAGGGGCAUUCAGUCCUGAUGGGAAACCACUUGCUUCUACUCAGUCAGUCUCUCUUUGAAUACGUAAACAUGUACAAGUAUCUGUCAUGUUAUGCAUUUUAGUGCCCUGCUGGAUAAUUUGACCCAAUUUAUGACUUCUCCCCUCAGAUAUGAAACUGUUUAUCUAAUAUGCCAAGUAAUCAUUAAAUACACAUUUCUGAAGCCUCAGUCACUAUAUUCGUAUCUUAAAGAAAGAAAAAAAUAGAAUCCUUUGUAAAUACUUGUGAAUUGAGAUUCAAAGGCAAAUGCUCCACUUCUAUUUCAUUGAGCAAUAUUUUUUUUUGACAUACGUUGUUACCAUGGUGGCAGUGCAGAUCUCACGGUAAAGAUAAUUGAUGGCCAAAGUGGGAAGUGCUUAAGGUGUUAAGUGGACAUCACAGGACUCCUUGGGUGGUUCGUUUCCAUCUAUUGUACUCUAAGAUACUUGCAAGGGGAAGUUUGGAUCAUGAAGUUCGUUUAUGGGAUGCAAAAACUGCCGAGUGUAUAGGAUCACAUGAUUUUUGUCAAUGAUCUGGACUCAUCGGAUUCUUCAAUGACGCUUGCAACUUCUCCUAGUAACUUGCGGUACCCUCCUCCUACUGUGUAUUUGACGGAUGCUCACUCCACAUAUCGAUCUGCUUCAGCAUUUGAACUGUCUAUCAUGUCUCUACCAUUCAUGAUCUGGCCAUCAAUAGCUAGAGAAAAUUCAGACUUAUUUACAACAACAACAACAACAAGCCCAGUAUAGUCCCACCAUGUGGGGUCUGGGGAGGGUAGAGUGUACGCAGACCUAACCCCCACCUUGAAAGGUAGGGCGGCUAUUUCCGAAAGAUCCUCGGCUCAAGAGAGGAGAACAAGAGAGGAAAAACAAGACAAAAGAUGCCAGUGGUCCCUUUACAAAGACCCGAGGAGAUGCAUAUCGCAAACCCUUCAUGGAUGCAAACCACCUCAGGAUACGAAGACUUGAAUGAUGAACAGGGAGUUCCCACAUUGAUACCAUGGACCUAUGAUGGCAAAGAAGUCGCUGUGGAGGGAUCAUGGGAUAAUUGGAAAUCUAAGUUUGAACCAUUUGCAAAGAUCUGAGAAAGAUUUCACCAUUUUGAAGGUGCUUUCUUCUGGAGUUUACCAGUAUAGGUUUAUAGUUGAUGGACAAUGCAGGUGUUCCCCUGACUUGCCAUGCGUCCAGGAUGAAGUAGAAAAUACUUACAACAUUUUGGAUGUGAAGGAUUAUGUACCAGAAGAUAUCGAAAGCAUUUCUGGUUUUGAACCUCCUCAGUCCCCAGAUUGCAGUUACAGUAACUUGCAACUUGGAGCAGAGGACUACACCUAGGAGCCACCUUUAGUUCUGCCUCAUCUACAGAUGACUUUGCUUAAUGUUCCAUCAAUCACAUGGAAAUUCCACCUCCUUUGUCAAGACCUCAACAUGUGGUACUUAACCACCUCUACAUGCAGAAGAGCAAGAAUACCCCGUCUGUGGUAGCACUCGGUUCAACUAAUCGAUUCCUCUCCAAAUAUGUGACAAUCAUACUUUACAAGUCCAUACAGAGGUGAACACCUAUCUGGAUGACAAAUUAUUACAAGUCAGGUCUCAACUAUUGGCCACUCACGAAAAGCAAAGUGGGAUGUGUCGACAUCAAAUUCUCUACUGUCAAUUUACCUGUAAUCACUUAUACUUAUUUGCAGAUACAACAUCUAAUGGAGUAGAGUUGUCAUGGCCACACGAAAAAUAACACGGUUGAAAGAGAGAAACUAUGGUUGUUGUACUCUUGAGGAGUCUCAAAGUUGUGCUGGAAUCUAGAGUUUAGUAGAUAGGAUGUUUAAGGUUUUAAUGGAAUUCUGUGAACCAUAUUCUUGUUUUCCUUCCCAAUUGGCCAUUGGAGAAUUGAAUUAAAAUUUUGGCUUUAGUUUUAUUGAAUGAUAAUCAAAGGAAGUGAAGUGGAGAAACAGUGUUGUGGAAACAA
Messenger RNA from Lycium barbarum (goji berry), 5671 nucleotides. RefSeq names its product putative pentatricopeptide repeat-containing protein At5g52630. NCBI's taxonomy places the organism in Eukaryota, Viridiplantae, Streptophyta, Magnoliopsida, Solanales, Solanaceae. Gene Ontology annotation, molecular function: RNA binding; protein binding; zinc ion binding. Gene Ontology annotation, biological process: RNA modification. The transcript has 8 exons. The coding region runs from base 92 to 2860 and encodes 922 amino acids. The record is from RefSeq and is a predicted model, not a curated record.